Molecule: messenger RNA, 1433 nt
Organism: Durio zibethinus
Lineage: Eukaryota; Viridiplantae; Streptophyta; Magnoliopsida; Malvales; Malvaceae
Product: B3 domain-containing protein Os03g0120900-like
Molecular function (GO): DNA-binding transcription factor activity; DNA binding
Source: RefSeq, a predicted model, not a curated record
UUGGUUGAUUUUUCUUCCUCAUCUUUAUCGUCUAGAUCUCACAGGAAAAGUCACAAUUAGUUCUAAAAAAAACAUGGAUUUUGGGCCAUCAGGCAGAGAAGUGUUUAGUGAAGAAGAACAGAUGGGUAAAGGUAAGCUCCCUUUUUCAUACUCUUCCUCUUCUUCUCCUUCAUCUUCUUCUUCUCAGCACAAAACCCAGUUGGCUCGUCUUAGCAACUCUCAUUGGGAGCAGCAGCAUCAUCAGAUUUACGACAGCCACCACCAAAUGAGUCCCAACUGGUUAGGCAACAGGUACGAACCUGAAGAAGAUAACGAAGAAACUGCCACGGCAACUGCAAGUGAAGCUGAUUCCAAACGCGUAGACUCAGAUUCAACCCUUGAGCUCAGGAGUAGUGCAAGUGCCAACAUCGAGAAAGAACACAUGUUCGAGAAAGUAGUCACCCCAAGCGAUGUGGGGAAACUAAAUCGGCUUGUUAUCCCAAAACAACACGCCGAGAAGCAUUUCCCCUUGAAUUCUUCCACGAACAAGAAAGGUCUUCUGUUGAAUUUCGAGGACAGAAAUGGGAAGCCGUGGAAAUUCAGGUACUCUUAUUGGAAUAGCAGCCAAAGCUAUGUUAUGACCAAAGGCUGGAGCCGUUUUGUCAAGGAUAAGAAACUUGAUGCUGGCGAUAGAGUUUCUUUCCAGAGAGGAGUUGGUGAGUUGGGUAAAGAUCGUCUUUUUAUUGAUUGGAGGCGGAGACCUGAUGCACUAGACCCGGUUUCUUUCCAUCCCCAUCAACAACAGUUCUCUUUGCACCGCUCAAUCCCAUGGAGUCCAUUGCUAAUGCGGUCACCACCAACAGGAAGAGAUCACUUGCACUUGUCACAGAUAAGUCCUCUAAACAGAAACAUCAAUUACGGUGGUUAUCCAACUGGAAGCAAUGCGGAGAAUCCAGGAGGUACAAUGGGAUCAGUAUUUUAUUUGAGAUCAGCCGUUGCUGCAGCAGCCCCACAAAUGGGAAUGAGAAUGAUGCAGUGGCAGCAGCAAGGUGGAGUUGUAGAGCCAAUUGUGUUUGAUUCGGUACCGGUGGUCCAAGGCAAAGCUGCAGCCAAGACGUUAAGGCUUUUCGGGGUGAACAUGGAUUGCCCCAUAUCGGAGUCGGAUGAGUGUGAGAUGUUAUCUACAACUACCAUAGCAAAUGCUACAAUGGCAUCGCAGCCUCCUCAACUUUCUUCAUCGUCCCAGCAUCCUUUCCAAUUAAGGCUCUACAGUGGCACCCAAGUGCCCCCCACUGGCUUUCUUAAUGCCAACAAAGGGAAGGCUUCCAUGUCCUUGGAUUUGGAUAUGUUGCCACACUAAAUUGAUUUGGCAUACAGUAUAUUCAACGCCCAAGUUAAAUUACCUUUGCCACAAUCUACACCUGCCACCACCGUUACCACCAACAAACAACAAC